ACGCCUCCAGCGGACCCCAAAAAUCCAAACAAUCAUCUCGAAAGCGUGAGACGACCCUCAUGUGCAUUUGUUUACAUCAUAAAUUGGACUGAAUUUUGGGAUUUAUCAAUACCCCGUUACAACCAUUCUGUGUAAAAUGUAAUCGUCUAUGUUUUGUCGGACAGCCAUGCCGUUCUCUCGCGAUGAUAAACAGCAUAGAGCCGACCAAUUUCGCCAGCAAGUAGAAGAACAGCUGGAUGAGCAAGAUGCUGGCGAUGGUGAUGGCGAAGUAAACAACAAUGAACACGAGGAGCCAUGUUGUGUUCCGUUGAGUUGCACUGAAGGCGGACCUGUGCAUACGGACGAUCCGGAUGACUGUCAAAAAGUUGUCUGCAACAAUCCAGAGUGUCACAGGGGGAAAUACAUGCAUAAGAUUUGCUUUGAUAUAUGGGAGGAUGAAGUUCUGACAUAUCUGCGAUCGUCUGGUCGGGCGAGAAGCUGGUCGGAAAAGCAGCGUCGCCAGAAUUUGUGGACAAAGAAAGGCUACGACUUGGCGUGGAAAGCAUGCUCGUGCAAGUGUGGCAAGGGUCAUCUACGGAAGGACCUGGAAUGGAUCCCGCCGAAGCUCCCCGAGGGUGCUGCUGCUGAGAAUGCCCAGCAACGUAGACAUCGACGCCGCAAGAAGUCCAAUGAGAAACCAACCAUUGGCCGAGCUAAUUCGAUCACUUCAAGUUCUGGAAAUGGCAAUGGAAAUGGCAAUGGACAUGGGAAUGGAAAUGGCCACGGAAAUGGACACGGUAGACUGCGACAUACAUCUGCUUCCUCAACAGCAUCAACCGAAAGCAACCACACUCCACCACAAAGUCCAAGUGUUUAUCAACCAGGCAGCAAGAACCAACGUUUUCCACCACAGAUAGCAGUGGUUUCUAAUCCACCUACCAGUACCACUUCUGCUGCCACAGCUGCAACUUCUAGCCACUCAGCAACACCAACCACAACAGCAACAUCGACUGCAAGUACAUCGGCGUCCGCUGUAACCCCAACAUCAGUGAGCCACAGCACGCAGUCACAGAGCCAUGAUAAUUGGAAUAAGCGGCAACAUGGUGGAAGCAGUGGAGGGAAAAUCCAGAAUCAACCCCAUCAUUUUGUAUCUCCGAUGCCACAGCAGCAGUAUCAGGGGCCACAAUCCCAUCACGACUACCAUGGGCCACCACUGAAUAUGGCCCAUCACCAACAGGGUGGCAACAGGCAGGCCCAACCUUCCAACAGAUCACCACAAUUUCAUCACGGUGGACCACCCGACUUCCGACCGCAGGGAGAGAGGUCUGGCAACAUGCAAGCUGCCCUCAACACCAACUUCUUCAGCAGCAACGUCUACUGGAAUCCCACGACGGAUAAUAUGCCUCCUCCUGGCAGCAGUUCAAAUAGCAGUGGCAGUGGCGGAACUGGUACACGAGGUUUCUUACCACGCUUGGAUCUGUCUGCCUUCUACCAGGUGUUGCCGGCACACAAGCUCAACUCGUACCACAUCAAGAUGGAAGAGGACAGUCAGCCGGAGUCCGAGGAGAUACGCUCCUUCAUAUUCGCGACUCUCAAUAUACAUGGCACCCGCGUCAUUCCAUGUUCAGUGUGUACGAGGAAGCUUCCCGUCUUUGAUCGCUAUCCUCUGAUCGAUGGCACAUUCUAUCUUACUCCGCAACGACAGGGCGAUGGUAACAACAAGGGUCUACAAGUUGGUCUCCAGAGCUCCCAGUACCUGAAUGCUGUCUGCAUGCAGUGCUUAGAGGGUGUUCAGCGGAUCGUCUGCCGUAUAUGCAAGUCGCGCUGGGAUGGUAGUCAUCACCAGCUGGGGACGCUCUACUCCUACGACAUCUUUGCAGCCUACCCCUGCUGCCCGGGGAGGGCGGGAUGCAAGCGGUGCGGCAAGCCAGUCAUCGACCCCACCCGCGGCACGCACUUCUUCAGCGAGUACUCGAGGAGUAUACAAUGCCCCCACUGCGGCGUUCCCGACUUCCACUUUGUGAAACCGCUGAGCAGCUACGAAGUCCACUCCAAUUCUGUACAAUCGAUCAAUGUAUGUUAACCACUUGAUCGCUUAGAAGAGUGCUGAUUCAGUGUACAUGUAAGCAUACUCCAGCGGAAAGCAAGGAUUUUGAAUCGCAUUAUUAUGGCAAAAUCUUAGACCGAUUUGAACUCUCUCGAGCCUGAUACGGUGUUAUAUUUUCUGACCUUUUCAUACAUAGUAUGUUUUCUUAUUUUCUCAUUUUUAAAACUUAGUAUCUUGUUUGAUAUCUAUAUUUUUUGAAAGCAUGGUAAUUGAACUUAUCAAGAUGCUUUGUUUAAAGCAUAGAUUUUGUUCUUAUACAAAGCAGUUCAUACAUAUGUGUAAAGCAUUUAUCAAUAUUGAUGUUUUUUGUAUUUAAGCAAGUAUAAUCAAUUUGUUUGUAAAUUGUUGAUCACAUACAUACAUGUUUACAUUGUAUUUGAUAGUGUGCUUUAUCAUCAAUGAUCAGUUGAUAACAAGAUGACUGAUGGUAUUGAUUUUCAUGCUCUCUGCUGAAUUGCCAAGAUUUAGGAUAUGCCUAAUUAUCAAAAUUGGCUGGCACUCAGUUGGCAAAGUUAGCAAUUUCUGUGUUUGAUCAUGUACUCUAGGUAUAUAUAAAAUUACUCUCAGCAUACUGGUAAUAGGUCUCCUGGGACCAGUUGCAGAAAGAGUUGCAAUCAAACGCAACUCAAAAAAUCUUGCGCAACUUGAUUUUCAGUCGAUGAAGCACCCGCAAUGGGGACUUGCGCUUGAUAUUUUGACGUGCGUUUAAACGCAACUCUUUCUGCAGUAGGCCCCUGAAAGGAAAAAUACUGAACUUUAACAACAAUAAACAAUUAGGUUUUUUUUUAAGUUGCAGUUAUUCAUUUUGGGAGUACAAGUACGUAAAGGUUCAUCUAUGAAUAUUGAAGCUCCAGAUCAAUAAUGUUACGAGUGUAGAAAUUGUUAUUAAAAUGCAUAUCCUGAUUGAAUUAUUUAAAGAGAAAUUACUCCAGGGCCCCAUCUUACAAAUAGUUAUGGUAUGAUCGAACCGAUCUACCUCAACUGUAUGGAGAUCCAUUGAUGUCAUAAUUUUUGUCUACAAUUUGUACAGUGUUCUUUGUUAUGUAAACAAAGAGAAGCACACUGAAUUUUUCAAGGAAUCAAUGAAUGUAUGAAUUAACAGCAUAUCUAAACACUGUUUUGAGCAAACAUGCAUUUUAGGUGUUGAUGUUGCUGGCUUUCCAUAGUUAUGGUUGAUCGUAUCAAUCGUAACUCUUUGUAAGAUGGGCCCUGGUCACUUUCAAUGUGGAAGACAGAAAAGAAAAUGCUUAUUUGUUGUUCAGACUGACAAUUGUCAUUAAUUUCUUAAAUUAUUUCCAUUUUAGUGAGUCAGACUUGAGCAGUUGACCUCUCUUCUGUUUUGCAGACUGACACAUUGAACAUAUCAUUGAUAACGCUUUCAACAACUUACAUCUAGUCAUUCAAUGUGAAGAGAAUUCAUUGAUUAAAAAUAAAGGCAGAGGCUUUGAUUCUUUGUUUCUUUCCUGGCAAACCUAUUAAAGGGGUCUUCCAUUAUUAAAGUUAGUGAAUGAACUUCACAAAUGCAUGCCAUUCAGUUUUGAAACAUUUGUUGUUGCUCUGCUUGACAAGCUUUCAUGAAAUUUCUUAACAUCUGCUUGAAAUAUGAAUGUUUUUAUUUUGGAAAGAUCUGAGAUGGAUAAUCUGUUCCAGUAACACAUACAUGUAUACCAACUUAAUAUUUUCUUAUGGUUGAUUUAGUACUCAAGAAUACUAUGUCAAUAUUUCACUGGAAAUGUCCAUAACUUUUGAUGUACUCUUCAGAAAUUAUGAGAAAUAUGAAGUUUACAUUAAAAACAUGAAGCUUGAGUGUUGGUAAAAGUCGAAAAAGUGGCUUUUGUGUGGAAUUUGAACUCAUCUUAAUAAAUGAGGAGAUGGCAAAAUUUUUGUUUUGAUAAUUUAAUGAACACUUUUGAAACAGUCAUUGAUCUUAAUUUCCAUCAUUGGGGAGAAGCCUUGCAUUAUAUUUUCAUAGAUUAUUUGUCAAACUCAUAGAAAACUGUUAGACAAUUUGGGGAAAAAUGGAGAAUGUUUGUGAAUAUGAAGUGGACCAACAUUGGAAUGUGGGGUAUUUUCCCAACUCUUGUGCAAGAAAAACAAGUAAAGGGGGAAAAAUGUGCAUUUGAUUUUAUUUCUUGGAAAGGAGUUUGAAAGUGCUAUCAUCUUUAUCAUUAUACAGCAGCUGUUUAGCACUAUAAUUUUGUUUUGUAUGAUGUAGUUUACAAGUUAUCUGGACAAGCCAAAUUAUGUUAAUUCUUGUUUCAAUUAAAAAUACAUGUGUGUAGAUUUAGCAUUUAGGAUAUGAAAAGUGAUUAAUUCAGCUUUUUAUUUUUAAUAUAUGAUUAUCACAUGUACAUUGGUAUCUUGUCAAUUCAAGUUGAAUCCUUCCUUCAUUUUAUUGACGAGGAGUUAGAGAAGGAAAACCUCCCAUUCCAUAUUAUUGUAUAAUAUUUUAUUUUCUAUUUUAACCAUAACGUUUGAAUUUGUCAUUCUUUCAAAGUUUUGUAAGGGAUUAUUUUAGAAUGAAACAAAGGAAUAUGGUUCCAUUUCAACCACUGCCAUUGUGUCAGCUGACAAGUCAUUUAUAUGCAUUUGGUAGUCUCUCCACCCAGGGGCCUGUAACAUAUACUUCAAUCGGUAUAUACUGUGGUUUAGUAUAACUGUACAUCUGUAUUAAACAACAAAAAGUUACAAUGAUGGUAGACAGGAAUAACCGUCGUUUCUGGGGAUUUAUUCAACAAUUUCUGACAUUUUUACUACAAUCCCCAUUCAUAUGUAUUGGUGAGUGAGCCAACGCAGUUCAGCGGAACAACCAAAAUACAGAGACUGAAGCUUUUGGUCUACAAUGAUGGUAUCUAUUUGUUGCACAUCCCAGGUGUUGAUGUACAUGUAAAUUGGUCAAAACUCUCAGCUGGGGGAAAAUUGUCAAAUAUAUGCUUUGAGAGCUGAUAUUGCUACGUGUAGCAUAGCAGUGAUGAGUGAAGGAUCCAUGUUUUAUCAAUCGAUAAAGUAUAUUUAAAAUUUUGAUUGAAACGUUUGUAUAGGUCGUUCACAUAUUUUUCAUAUUUAUUUCAUGUACAUGUAUUUGCAUUUGAAAUGGUAUGUAUUGAAUUUUUGGUUCAUACAUAUCAUAUGCAUAUUAGAGUUGUUUCCCUUUUAGUGGAUUUUUUUUUUCAAUUUUGUGAUCUAAAUCGCUGACGAUUUGGGGGAACCUACAUGAUACUUUAGGAACCUGAUACAGAAUGAUUAAAUUAGAUACAAGUUUAUGUAUUUUGAAAUUUGAGAAGAUCAUUAUUCAGAUGAGUAAAGUAUUUUAUGUACCAGCCCAAAGAUACUUUACUAUUAAAAGAUAAAUCAAAAGGCCUAUACAUGGAGAGGCGUUCAAAUUUAAUUUGAUAUAAAUUAUAAGGGUUGGAAUAAGAACUUGACCCUUUUACAUAGUCAGAUUCACAACUCAAGUAGAUAUUAUGAAUGUUACA
This is a messenger RNA of Lytechinus variegatus (green sea urchin), 5562 nucleotides long. RefSeq names its product headcase protein homolog. NCBI's taxonomy places the organism in Eukaryota, Metazoa, Echinodermata, Echinoidea, Temnopleuroida, Toxopneustidae. The record is from RefSeq and is a predicted model, not a curated record.